GGGCAAAAUAUUAGCGUCACUCUACGUCACGUAAAACAAGGAAGUGUUAGACAGUACGUGGCCUUUCCAUCUUGGACCAUAAGAGUAGGAGCUCCACUUCGCGUCAAAAUGGUAACAUUUCCAAUAAUUAUCCCAUUCAUAGAAGUUUAACUAUUAUGAGAACUGAAAUGCACCUAAACUCCACACGUUUUUACCAAAACAAUACCCAUUGUUUGUGAAAUUGUGCUGUUUAGCUUCAUAGUUUAGCUAUUUGCUAACAGAGAGACGCUGGGAAUCUAUCAUGUAAAAGAUUCAUCCUGUCGCCCGGUUAAAACAUAAAGUGCUUCUUGUUAUUAUGCUAUCAUAGUUCAAUCUUUCACAAGAAAUUACCUGUUUUGAAGAUUUUCUAUCCUGACUGCAUCACUCUCUGUCUCUCUUUAUGGCUGCAGGAACUCGAGGCUAUGACCAGAUACACCAGCCCGGUGAACCCGGCUGUGUUCCCCCAUCUAACAGUCGUCCUGUUGGCCAUCGGCAUGUUCUUCACCGCCUGGUUCUUCGUGUAUCCUUUCACGGCUCUUGUCACUUAACGAUGCGAGAUAAACAUAAAAAAUGGGCUAUUAUCGGAGACUGUAACACUAAUGCAACCUGCAGUAGGACCAUACAAGAGAAUAAAAGUGUUCAGUGGAUUCACCUCCAAAUAAUCUUUUUACUUUAAAUAUGAACAACUGGAUUCAUAAAAGCUUAAUUGUCAGUUUUCUGGUGCAGUAAGGCAUGAAGACAGAUUUGUGUGGUAUUCACACUAUGGAGGGUGAACUCACAUCAGCAUAGAAGCAGGGUUCUCAAGUUUUGAGAGUAGUUUGAGAAUAAAGUCAUAACUUACGGGACUAAGGUCAUUAUUCAUGAGAAUAAAGUCAUUACUUAUGAGAAUAAAGCCAUUAAUUUGUAAGAAUGAAGUAGUCAAGUUACCUGUUAUGGAGGAGAGUUGUUAAAAUCAGCGCUGUGGAGCAUUUAGAUGAAUUGUACUUCAGUAUAGGUUUCACAAACACAGAGAUACUUAUUCCUUUGGUACAUCAGCAUUACAUUGUCAUGAGUGUCAGAACUUUAAAAGAAAAGAUGAGAAAUGCUGCUUUUGUGGAGGUGGAAAUGGCUGUACAGAGGCUAAAUUCAGAAAGAAAUUCAAUGCAGCUGUUAAUAGUAGUAGCAUAGGGCUUUAGUUUGUCAUAUGAGUCUGUAUGCCAUGAGCUGUUGAGGUCUCUGCAGAUGUAGGUUACUGACUUACUGCAAUCAUCGGGUCUUUCCUGUCCUUAUGAAACCUGCUCUAUUUCGGCGAGUGUCCGUCUUCUUUUGCAGCCAAACUGCAGGAUAUCAAAAUCUACCUGGAUAUCCCACAGCGUAAAAAUUGUACAGAUACAGGACCCAGAAUUGUAGAAUACUUGAUUUCAAGUUUGAUUAAAUUUCUAUUACCAUCAAUAUCUUUAUCUAGUUCAGAACAUUACAUCAAAACUAUUAGGGAGACAAGUGACAGUUGUCUGGAGAUGAUCAUCAGCAACCUCCACAAGGAGGAUAUGAAAAGUUAAUUUGAAGGGGAAAGUGUAAUGGAUAGAUGCAGAAAAAACAAAGGUCACCACAGCAUUGAGAGGACUGUCAGGAAGUCAAUUCAAGAACAUGGACUAGUAUCACAAAGAGUGGACUGAAGCUGGUGUCAGUGCAUCAAAAACCACCACAAACAGCUGUCUUCAGAAAAAUUGUACUACAGUUUUUACACUGAAUUUCAAGCUACUAAUGAGCCAGAGGCAAUGCCCAAAGCUUUCUACCUGGGAUUGGGAGCAAAUGAAGUGGACUGUUGCUCAAUGGUACCAAGUCCUGUUUUAAGAUGAAAAUAAAUGUUGCAUUUCAUUUGGGGAUCUAGGGCCUAGAGCUUGGGGGAAGAGUUGAGAAGAACAAAAUCCCAGUGUUUGAAGUCCAGUAUGAUGUCUCUUUGUUGUCUGUGAUAAUUGGACUUUGUCUGCCAGUGUUUGUUCACUGUGUUUUAUCAAGUCCAGUGUCAUCUACCAGGAGAUUUUAGAGCAAAUCACGAUUCCACUUGAUGUUCAGCUCUACUAUAAUACCAGCUUCCUUUUCAAGUUGGACUUAUUGCUUGCCCACUGCACCAAAAUCACUGCCAAACUGUUUGCUGGCCAUAUUACUGUGCUUGGUUUGCCAGUCAAUUCACCAGGUUGAAAAGCUCCAAGUACUGAGAGUAAAAUGAAGUUACUUUUCAGAAGUAGGAAGUUUAUGUGUUUUAAAUCUGUUUUUUUUUCAUUGACCUUGGGAAAUACUGGGUUAUUUGAGAUACCAGAGUCCUGAUUUUCGUGAGUAAUCAGCUAUAAUAACUGAAACCAAAACAAUAAGGCUUGAAAUAAAUAAUUCAAUUUUACUUUACAAAUUCAGGAAGAGUUAUCUGUCGAAUACAAUUAAAAUAUUUGCUUUUUUCAAAAUGAUUUCCUGGGAUGCUCCUGUAAAUGUGAUUAUGUCUGCACUGCACACUGGAAACACUUCCAAAUAGCUUCACAGAGGAAGGCAUUUGAUUUUGCUGAAACAUUUAUUGUGAGGCUUGUCCUUAACAUUACACAAGAUAUGAGGUGACGUCAACAAAAUACACUCGAGACGUGUACAAAGAGUUGCUGAUCUCCCUGGUGGCGUCACUUUUCAUGGGCUUCGGUGUGCUGUUCUUAUUACUCUGGGUUGGGAUCUAUGUAUGAAGGUACAUUAAUUUAAACCUACUUUUAUUGUUUUUCAUUUUUCAUCACUGACAGAGUUUGGUUGUUAACUUGUCUUCACCUGUUGUUUCUUGCAGUUCAGGCUGACUGAUUUUCCAGAAUGAGACAUUCCAGUAGAAACAUCAAACACAAGACAAACUGGAUAUAAUUGGACUGCACUGACAAUAUUUGGGGAUCAUGUGGACUCUUUUCACAAGUAAAGGGGAUUUGUAAAAACUUUUGGUGUCUUUCUUUGAGAGUGAAUGAUUUCUGUGAUUUAGGAUGUUCAGGUUCGUAUUUAUUUUAUAUAAUAGUAUAAAUGUUGAUCGACAGCUUUGUGAAUAACAUCACAGAAGUUCACAACAAGUUUACCUGUCCAGUGCUUGAGAUUAGGUUAUUUUAAACCACUGAAGACUAUUUAUGGCGUGUUUUACAAGUGGCGCCUAAAACCUCAAUCCCUGAUUAAUCUCCAUGUUAAAAAUAGAGCCGUCUGUUUCACCUUGUGUCCUGGAUAACACUGCUCACUCUUGUGAUGAAGGAUUACACCAGGAUUAGAGAAGGAUUAUUUAAUAAAAACAGCGAGGGGAUGAUUCAAAGAUCCCCCUUCAAAGACAACUGGGUCCAUAUGAAAAUUGGCUUUUUAAAAAUGUCAUGUAAACAACACAACACUAAUCUUACAAGAGGCAAAACAAACAGCAGGUUCCCUCUCAGUUGAAAAUAAGACAUUUAUAAAAGACCAUGACUGCACUUUGCACAAAAAGGUACAUCAAAACAAAAAAAAACACCUGUAUCUGCAACAGUUAUUUCAGCUUUUGACAUUGUUUGGUCAUGUCUGCAACACAAAUGGAUUUACAAAGGCCACAAAGGUUAGAAGAGCCAAUCCUGAUUAAUACAAUACUGCUGUGACUUAACUUGCCAAUGUAAACCACGUGUCUGGCUCACGGCCUGACAACUAGCAGCCAGCAAGCACAAACGAGACUGUCUCACCCUCUUGACCUGUUAGUGAGCUUUACCAGUUGCCAAACCAGCACCCUGCUUGUUAUAUCUGUUUAUCAAAACAGUCCAAUAUUACUUCAGCUGGUGAUGAUGUUUCUUAAAAGUCUUUCUCAAAACCAUUCCCUCUUCACUGUCGGGCUCUAGCAAAGGCCUCGCGAAGCCACAGAGAGUCCUCAUACAGCCUUGGAUCUCCCAUAUACUCGGCUGUGCGUUUGUAUAAGUAGUAAUACCCCACAGCGACUGUCAAGAAGAAAAGACAUUCAGUGAUCACUCAAGGCUACAGAAACAUAAUCUGUGAGAGAAAAUAGACCUGUGAAGUAAUCCACCAGAUACCUGUUCGUUGAAAAACAAAAAGGGUUUGAAGACCAUCUGUCCAGACAAAACGGCCUGAGUCAAGCCACCUGAGGUUCUACAAAAAAGAAAAAAACAUGCAAGUGAUCAAGUGUUAGUUUAUGAGUGUUGAAAGUUAUGCAAAAUAAUUAAACAUUCUGUCAAUAACAGUAAGAGGAAUCUUACCAUCACCCAGCUGUGCAAGCAAAUGCUAAGAGUCAGAUACAGAGUAGAAAAUAUUAGCAGGGCCCUGAAUCUCUCUAGCAGAAGGGACAACAGGCCAACCUGGAACACGUAUGUGUUGAACAUCAUCAGCAGAAUGAUGAUCAGGUUGAACAAGAUAGCGAUGUCCUGAAUGCUGUGGACAGAUGUUACAGGUUUAUUCAACAUAAUCAAAAGCUUCAUUCAAAAACAUGGUAAUUGUGUUACUAAUACCACAUCAAAAUACGAAAAGGCAAAAAUCUUGGCUUGGUAAAAAGGAUAUGAAUUGUUCUUUCUUUAACAAAUAUGGUACAGAACGUUUUUAUUUUUCUGCAUAUCAUGCAGACAUUAAAAGCAACGUUCAACCUAAGAGAAUAAACUUGUCCAUGAUUUAACAGUUUUGGGGUGCAGAAAUAAGUUUUUAAUUAAGUCCAAGACAUGCCAUGUAAACAUAUUUUUAUGGCAAUAAAAUUUAGUAAAAAAA
This is a messenger RNA of Xyrichtys novacula (pearly razorfish), 4728 nucleotides long. NCBI's taxonomy places the organism in Eukaryota, Metazoa, Chordata, Actinopteri, Labriformes, Labridae. The record is from the annotation of a GenBank genome assembly.